GUCUGUCAGGAGGCAGCAGCAGCAGUAGCAGCAGCCGCCAGCCUACCUCGCUCUCCGCUGCAGGAGAAACAGAGCCAGACGGAGAGAGGGAGCCUGUCUGCAAAGUGCUGCUCCCUGGUGCUCAGAGCCUGCUCCGUCUCCAACUCUCAUUCAUUUUGCCGGCUAACAUGAGAGAUCAUGGCCGCCUUCGGGCUUCUCAGCUAUGAGCAGAGACCGCUCAAACGUCCCCGGCUGGGGCCGCCCGACGUCUACCCCCAGGACCCCAAGCAGAAGGAGGAUGAACUUACUGCAGUGAAUGUAAAGCAGGGUUUCAAUAAUCAACCAGCCUUCUCUGGAGAUGAGCAUGGAUCUGCUAGAAAUAUUGUCAUUAAUGCCUCAAAGAUUGGCGCUUAUUUUAGCAGCAUAUUAGCAGAAAAGCUAAAACUUAAUACUUUCCAGGACACAGGAAAGAAGAAACCACAAGUAAAUGCCAAAGAUAAUUAUUGGCUGGUUACUGCUCGCUCUCAGAGUGCAAUUCACAACUGGUUCACAGAUUUAGCAGGAAAUAAACCACUGACUAUUUUAGCAAAAAAGGUUCCUAUUCUCAGUAAAAAGGAGGAUGUCUUUGCUUAUUUAGCAAAGUAUUCUGUGCCACUACUGCGAGCAGCAUGGCUGAUCAAGAUGACAUGUGCCUACUAUGCUGCUGUUUCUGAAGCUAAAAUUAAAAAACGUCAGGCUACUGAUCCAAAUAUUGAAUGGACUCAAAUCUCAACCAGAUACCUUCGAGAGCAGCUGGCAAAGGUUGCAGAAUUUUAUCGUGUGUCCUCAAACCAAGGCAAUGGCUCGAUUGCUAUGCCUCAAGAGGUGGAACAAGCCCUGAAGCAGUGGGAAUAUAAUGAAAAGUUGGCAUUUUAUCUGUUCCAGGAGGGAAUGCUUGAAAGACAUGAGUAUUUGACAUGGAUACUGGAUGUUCUGGAAAAAAUCAGACCUGCUGACGAUGAACUUCUUAAACUCUUGUUACCGCUAAUGUUGCAGUAUUCUGAAGAGUUUGUUCAGUCAGCCUACCUGUCCCGUCGCCUUGCUUAUUUCUGUGCCAGACGACUGUCUUUAUUGCUAAGUGAUACUCCUAACCUCGUAGCUGCACACUCACCUCACAUGAUUAUUGGAUCAAACAAUCCUCCUUUAACAGCUCCAAGUCCUACUGCAACAGGUCCUGUGGUGAGCCCGGUACAGCUAACCUGUUCAGAUUUCUUUUCCUGCCCACAACAUCGUCCUCUAGUUUAUGGACUGAGUUGUAUGCUGCAGACUGUAACUCUCUGUUGCCCAAGUGCCUUGGUGUGGAACUAUUCCACGAAUGAAAGUAAGAGCAUUAAUCCAGGUUCUCCUCUGGAUUUACUUCAAGUUGCUCCAUCUAGUUUACCUAUGCCAGGUGGAAAUUCAGCAUUUAAUCAGCAGGUUCGGGCAAAGAUUUAUGAAGUAGAACAGCAGAUAAAACAACGAGGUUGUGCUGUGGAGGUGCGGUGGUCUUUUGACAAGUGCCAAGAAUCAACGGCAGGGGUCACCAUCAGCCGAGUUUUGCAUACACUGGAAGUCUUGGAUAGACACUGUUUUGACAGAUCAGAUUCCAGCAAUUCAAUGGAGACUCUUUAUCACAAGAUUUUCUGGGCAAACCAGAACAAAGAUAACCAAGAGGUUGCCCCUAAUGAUGAAGCUGUGGUAACACUGCUUUGUGAAUGGGCUGUGAGCUGUAAAAGGUCUGGCAAACACAGGGCGAUGGCUGUGGCAAAACUCCUGGAGAAGAGGCAAGCAGAAAUUGAGGCAGAAAGAUGUGGUGAGUCAGACGUGCUGGAUGAAAAAGAAUCUAUUUCUUCAGCUUCUCUUACUGGAUCCAGCCUUCCUGUCUUUCAGAAUGUCCUACUUCGGUUUUUAGAUACACAAGCUCCCUCAUUAUCUGACCCAAACAGUGAAUAUGAGAAGACAGAAUUUGUGAAUGUGGUGCUGCUGUUUUGUGAGUUUAUUCGACAUGAUGUUUUCUCCCAUGAUGCUUACAUGUGCACUUUAAUAUCGCGUGGAGACUUGUCAGUUACUGCAACCACUCGACUACGCUCACCUGCUGGAGAAACUGUGGAUGAACACUAUUCUAAGGACCAUGAUAUGAAACUGGAGGAACAUAGUAUUAUGGAACAUAUGGGCAUUGACUCAGGAACCACUAAUAUUUUUGAUGAUGUAGACAAGAGUGACUUUAAGACAGAUUUUGGUUCGGAGUUUCCAAUUUUUUCUCCAGUGCCUGGGGAGUCUUGUGAGAAUGUCAACUCUUUGUUACACAGAAGAAUUUCAAUUAACAGUGAGAAGUCAGUGAAGAGGGAAAAACUGAGAGAACUGAUUUUUCCAUCCAGUUAUGACCACCUUCGCCAUUUGCAAUAUGCAACACACUUCCCUAUACCUCUGGUAAGUUAA
Chelonoidis abingdonii (Abingdon island giant tortoise) is the source of this 2436-nucleotide messenger RNA. The record is from RefSeq and is a predicted model, not a curated record. Lineage: Eukaryota; Metazoa; Chordata; Testudines; Testudinidae.